Molecule: messenger RNA, 381 nt
Organism: Cooperia oncophora
Lineage: Eukaryota; Metazoa; Nematoda; Chromadorea; Rhabditida; Trichostrongylidae
Source: the annotation of a GenBank genome assembly
AUGGAUGGCGAGCUACAGUUUAUUCUGAACAACUACGUCUAUGAGACGAACAACAUGCGGAUGCUAAUCUACAACGGUGAUACGGACCAGGUCUGCAAUCAUCUCGGUGACCAGUGGUUGAUCGAGCAAGUGGCCGCCAAUCUUUCACUUACGAACCAACCUCUCAGUUCCCCUCUUCCUCCCUCGAUGACGCAGCCUACGCCACUGAAACCAGAGUACGGUGGACUGGGCACUUGCGCUGCAAUAGCCUACCCUUCCCCUUCGCCACUACCUUCUAUUGCAGUGCCGACAAUCCCCGGUAUGGCAGAAGAAACCGAAGAGGAGCAAAGCGGCUGGGAAAAUGUAAGUCUUUCGAACAGUUGUUAUCAUGCCGUAUUGUGA